Molecule: messenger RNA, 679 nt
Organism: Mugil cephalus (flathead mullet)
Lineage: Eukaryota; Metazoa; Chordata; Actinopteri; Mugiliformes; Mugilidae
Gene: lsm7
Product: LSM7 homolog, U6 small nuclear RNA and mRNA degradation associated
Exons: 4
Coding region: 67-378 (103 amino acids)
Biological process (GO): nuclear-transcribed mRNA catabolic process; mRNA splicing, via spliceosome
Cellular component (GO): spliceosomal tri-snRNP complex; U12-type spliceosomal complex; Lsm1-7-Pat1 complex
Molecular function (GO): RNA binding
Source: RefSeq, a predicted model, not a curated record
CGCUCGAUCAUUUGAUUGGUUGAACACUCUCCGGUCAAAGUUUAACUUCCGUGUCACGCAGGGAACAUGGCGGAUAAAGAGAAGAAGAAAAAGGAGAGCAUCUUCGACCUGUCAAAAUACAUCGACAAGCCGAUUCGUGUGAAGUUUCAAGGAGGACGGGAAGCUAGCGGCGUCCUGAAAGGGUUUGAUCCUCUGCUGAACCUGGUGCUUGACGGCACAAUCGAGUACAUGCGUGAUCCAGAUGACCAGCUGAAACUGACAGAAGACACCAGGCAGCUGGGGCUGGUGGUCUGUAGAGGAACCUCUGUAGUUCUAAUCUGUCCUCAGGAUGGCAUGGAAGCCAUACCCAACCCGUUCAUACAGCAGCAGGAUGGCUAAGACACAGGCUGCAGCCUGAUGAAAGAUGCACACAUACACACUUGAAUUUUUUUGCCAUUUUAUUUUCUUUUAACCAUGACAUUAAUAGUUAAUACAACAAAUCAGUUGUGUUAAUCAGCAACAAAAAACAUUUGUAUGCACUUCACUUUUAUUUCUGUCUCUUGUGUGCAAAGAUUUGUGUUGUAAAGAGUCCAUAUGUUUGGAAAAUGUUAACAGGACAAUUUUCUUUUUAUGUAGAAGAAGUAAACUUUUUACUAUUCUUUGUUGUUUUGAUAAGAAAAUAAAGUGAAAAUCUAGUAUA